AUGCAAUUGCAUAUUUUGCAAUUGCAUGAUGAGUUGGAAGGAAGAAAUUUUGAGCAAGUAAUGAGUUGUUCCUUCCUUCAUCAUCGCCUCAAUCUCAACAACUUCUUCCACCACCGUAUUAUAGCUUCUCCUUUCCCCUUUCUUUCUUCUGCUCCUCCUUAAUUCAUCAUUCAUCACUUUCUAUUAUUCCAGACAUUUUUUGUGGCACUCCUAAUUGCUGUUUAAGAAGUGCCACUUUGGGAAGGAAAAGAAUAAUCAUCUAUGGAGAACCUUCCAGAAUCCCCUAGUCAGUCUAGUGAAGAAUCUUCACCAGUUUAUGAUUCUGCUAAAGGUCUUAAGCAUGACAUUGAUACAGCAGCACCUUUUGAAUCUGUCAAAGAUGCUGUCUCCAAAUUCGGAGGAAUAGUCGAUUGGAAAACCCGUAGAACCCAAAGUCUGGAGAGAAGCAAGAUGGUAGGACAUGAAUUUGCAAAACCGAGCACGACCGAGGAACUGGAAAACACGAAGAAACUCAUAGAAGAACUCAGAGUCAAUUUAGAAAGUGUAGAAAGAGACGAGGUUCAGGUUAAAGAAGAAGCCGAACUUGUGAUUCGCAAAAUCGAGGAGCUGGAGCAAGACAUUGCAGAUGAAGCCAGUUUUGAAGCCAAGGCACAGCUUGAGGUUGAACAAUCCAUGCAAAGUUCCGCGGCUUCGGAAUUGGAGUUCUUGAAAAAAGAAUUGGACUCUUUAAGGAGAGAGUAUGAUUCUAUGGUGAAUGGAAGGGAUGUAGCUAUCAACAAUGCGGAAGAGGCUGUUGCAGCAUCUAAAGAGAUAGAAAAAGCAGUUGAAGAUUUAAAUGCUGAGUUAAUUGCAACAAAGGAGUCAUUGAAUUUGACUCGAACAGCGCAUUUGGAAGCCGAGGAACAAACAUCAGGCGUCAUUGAUGAAGAAACUCGCAACUGUAAGCUUGAACUCGAAAAAUCAGAAGAAGAACUCGAGACACUAAACCAACAAGUUUUAUCAGCAAGAGUUCUCAAAUCAAAAUUGGAAGCUUCUUCCUCUUUGUUGCUCGAUUUGAAAGCCGAGUUAGCAGCGUACAUGGAAUCAAAACUAGAAGAUGAAACCGAUAUUUUAAGAAAGAAGGAACUCGAGGAAGUGAAAAUGAACAUAGAAAAAGCAACAGCUGAGGUCAAUAGCUUGAAAGAAGCUUCAAUAUUGCUUCAAUCAGAACUAGAAGAAGAGAAGUUGAGUCUCAACAAGUUAAAAGAAAGCGAAGAAAGAGCUUCUGCUAAAGUCACUGACCUUCAAGUCGAGCUCGAGAAAUCAAAAUCAGCAAUAGCUUUUCUUCAAAUGAAAGAAAAUGAAGCAAGAGAGGUUAUGGCUGAGUUACCUAAGAAACUUCAAGCAGCAGUACAAGAAGCCGAUGAAGCCAAAUCAUUAUCUCAUGCUGCUCAAGCCGAACUUCUUCAAGCACAAGAAGAAGCUGAACGAGCCAAAGCAAAUUUAGCUACGUUGCAAAACAGAUUACGAGCAACAAAAAUGGAGAUAGGAGCUUCGAAAGUUUCUGAAAAGUUGGCUAAAGAUUCAAUCAAAGCGUUGGAGAGAAGUGAAUCAACUAGAGGAGGAAGCAACAAGAAAGAAGUUGAUACUUCAUCUCUUGUGACACUCACAUUAGAUGAAUACCAUGAACUCAGCAAGAGAACUCAGAAAGCCGAGGAACAAGCUAAUCUAAGAAUCGCAGCUGCAAACUCACAGAUUGAGAUGGCAAAGGAAUCUGAAUUAAGAAGCUUGGAGAAACUAGAAGAACUGAAUGAAGAGCUGUGUGUGAGAAGAGAAUCAUUGAAAAUUGCAACUGAGAAUGCUGAGAAAGCGGCAGAAGGAAAAUCAGCUGUAGAACACGAGUUGAGAUCAUGGAGAGCUGAUCAAGAACAACAAAGGAAGGAUAGUGAGGUUAAUACUACUACUGCUGCUGCUCCAACUGUGAAUGUAAAUGAUUCAUCACACACCUCAAAGGGAAAAGCUCCUUUAGAAAACAAUACUAAUAAUGAUAACAAUAAUAAUAAUAGCAAUGAAAGUGGAUCGUCUUCGGAUGCGAAGAACAAAAAGAAGAAGAAGAAAUCAUUGUUUCCUUCAAAGGUUAUUAUGUUCUUUGCUAAAAGGAAAACACAUCCUAGCAAGUGAAUGUAAACAAUUCUUCUUCAAGUGAUGAAAAGCAGUACAGUAGUAUAACUAUAAGUCUUAAAAACCAGUCUUGUUUGUGAUGAGAGGUUAUUUAUUGUCUUGUUUGUAAUGAGAGGUUAUUUAUUGUCUGCUAAAAUUUGAGAGUUUGUAUUAAAUUAAUUCUUUUGUUGCAAGAAGGAAAUAAGAUCAAUUUAUUGUAUAUACAACAAGGUUUGAAGGUAAUAGCUCUAUUAUAGCUGCUCUAUUAUUUUAA
Vicia villosa (hairy vetch) is the source of this 2413-nucleotide messenger RNA. RefSeq names its product protein WEAK CHLOROPLAST MOVEMENT UNDER BLUE LIGHT 1-like. The coding region runs from base 262 to 2160 and encodes 632 amino acids. The record is from RefSeq and is a predicted model, not a curated record. NCBI's taxonomy places the organism in Eukaryota, Viridiplantae, Streptophyta, Magnoliopsida, Fabales, Fabaceae. The transcript is spliced from 4 exons.